Messenger RNA from Elgaria multicarinata webbii, 1299 nucleotides. RefSeq names its product vomeronasal type-2 receptor 26-like. The coding region runs from base 1 to 1299 and encodes 432 amino acids. Gene Ontology annotation, molecular function: G protein-coupled receptor activity. The transcript is spliced from 4 exons. Gene Ontology annotation, cellular component: plasma membrane. Gene Ontology annotation, biological process: G protein-coupled receptor signaling pathway. Lineage: Eukaryota; Metazoa; Chordata; Lepidosauria; Squamata; Anguidae. The record is from RefSeq and is a predicted model, not a curated record.
AUGGCGAGCAGGGACCGGCAUCGGGGACGGGCACACCGAGUGGGGACAGGCAUCGGGGAUGGGGAUGGGCACGCCGAGCAGGGACAGGCAUUGGAGACGGGGAUGGGCAUGCCGAGCGGGGACAGGCUUCGGGGAUGGGGAUGGGCAGGCCGCCGAGUUCACCCUUUCCUUGGAAACCCACACUUCUACAAUUCUUCCAUGGAUGGAGUGUAUCUGGAUGAGAAGGGGGAACUGGCAGCCAAAUUCGAUAGUGUGAACUGGGUGGCCUUUCCAAAUAAGUCUUUUCGGGCAGUGAAGUUUGGGACUAUUGAUGGACAAGGAACCCCAGCCCUGAAAUUCACCAUUGACCAAGAUGCCACCGUGUGGUCCAGGAAGUUUCAUCAGAAAGAUGCAGACCAUUGCACCAAAUGUCCAGAAGAUCAGUAUCCAAACAAGGAACAAAAUAUGUGUAUACCCAAGGUUAUGACCUUCUUGUCCUUCAAAGAAUAUUUGGGGAUCAUCCUGGCUUCCUGUGCCUUAUGCUUGUCCUUAAUCACAGGCUUUGUCUUAGGAAUCUUCAUUAGGUUCCUAGACACUCCCAUAGUCAAAGCCAACAACCGGGACCUCUCCUACGUUCUCCUCAUCUCCCUCCUGCUUUCCUUCUCGUCCUCCUUCCUCUUCAUCGGCCGGCCAAGGAAAGCGACCUGCCUCCUCCGACAAACGGUCUUCAGCAUCAUCUUCUCAGUUGCCGUCUCUUCACUGUUGGCCAAAACAAUCACUGUGGUGUUGGCCUUUCUGGCCACAAAGCCAGGGAACAGGGUGAGGAGAUGGCUAGGGAAGAGUUUGACCAACGCCAUUGUCCUUUCCUGUUCCAGCGUCCAAGUUAUUAUUUGCAUUAUCCAGGUGGUCAUGUCUCCUCCAUUCCCAGAUUCAGACAUGCACUCCCAGCCUGGACAGAUCAUCCUGCAAUGUAACGAAGGGUCUGUCGCCAUGUUCUAUGCUGCCCUUGGCUACAUGGGCUUCCUGGCUGCCAUCUGCUUCACGGUGGCUUUCUUAGCCAGGAAGCUGCCUGGGUCCUUCAACGAAGCCAAGCUGAUCACCUUCAGCAUGCUGGUCUUCUGCAGCGUUUGGGUGUCCUUUGUGCCCACCUACCUGAGCACCAAGGGGAAAUACAUGGUUGCCGUGCAGGUCUUCUCCAUGUUGGCCUCCAGUGCUGGGUUAUUGGGCUGCAUCUUUCUUCCCAAGUGCUACAUUAUUAUAUUGAGGCCAGAUUUGAAUUCAAAGGAGCAUCUCAUGUUGGGGGAAAAAGACAGCAUCUGA